GUCCAAGCUGAGCCAGAUAGUGGUGGAUGUGUCUGCCGGGCCGUACAAGGACCGCACAGUGAUGUUCCUGGGUUCAGACGAUGGCCGAGUCCUGAAGCUUCUGACCAGCACACAUCCUAACGACAACUUCGGAUCCAAACUGCUGGAGGACAUACAUGUCUACAAUCCAUCCAAGUGUAAUGUUCAGGGUCAGGAGGACAGAAGGGUUCUGGCUCUGGAGCUGGAUAAGGAGCGCCAUGCGUUGUUCGUGGCGUUCAGCAGCUGUGUGAUCAGAGUGCCGCUCAGCCGCUGCAGCCAGCAUGGAGCCUGUAGAAG
Messenger RNA from Notothenia coriiceps (black rockcod), 315 nucleotides. RefSeq names its product semaphorin-6D-like. Gene Ontology annotation, biological process: semaphorin-plexin signaling pathway; positive regulation of cell migration; axon guidance. The annotation marks the transcript as partial. The transcript is spliced from 2 exons. Lineage: Eukaryota; Metazoa; Chordata; Actinopteri; Perciformes; Nototheniidae. Gene Ontology annotation, molecular function: semaphorin receptor binding; chemorepellent activity. Gene Ontology annotation, cellular component: plasma membrane. The record is from RefSeq and is a predicted model, not a curated record.